AUUGCUUGCUGUACCUAAUAUUAUGGGUUAUGGCAUCAUAAGGUUGAUGCCGGUGCUAUUGAUAGCAGCGGCGAAUCAUCAGCGUGGGUACCUUCUAGCUCUGCACGUCCCGCCGGACAAGGUGCUUAUCACGACUAACAAGCUAGCGGUAGGUGAGUUGUAUAAGGAAAACCCUGAUAUGACAACAGGAGCAGAGAAAAGAAGAAGAAGAAGAAAAAAAAUCUCAAGUGGCGACAUGCAAGGCACCGGGCCAUGCUUCAGGGGGGUGCUUGCGAAAGAGGGUCAUGCAAAGGACGAAACAGGGCUGGUGAUUUGGUUGAUUGCGGUGUGGCCUCAUGGGCGUGGCGUUUAUGCGAGAUUUGGGGCCUUGUCUUGUCCGAGUUUAACAGGAUGGAGCAUUUCGUGGUUUGCGAUAAGAUACGUAGAUACAUAUGUGUGCAAGUACCUAGUAUGGUGUGUUGGCUGAGGAAGAGAGAGAAAAAAAAUUGAGAUACAAAAG
Molecule: messenger RNA, 499 nt
Organism: Trichoderma asperellum CBS 433.97
Lineage: Eukaryota; Fungi; Ascomycota; Sordariomycetes; Hypocreales; Hypocreaceae
Source: RefSeq, a predicted model, not a curated record